CUUUCGGUCUCCACCACACGAAGCAUCAUCUUCCACUGCGAACUCUCGUGCAGCGUCUCUUCCGAGCUCCGGCAUGGAGAAGAGGCAGAGCGCCGGUCGGUUCAAGGGCCGCACCAGGCUGCCGGAGCUCGCCGUGCCGAGACGCUACGAUCUCCAUCUGGAGCUCGACCUCGCCGCGUGCAGCUUCUCCGGCGUCGUCCGCAUCGGCCUCGCCGUCGCCGCCGCCGCCGCCGCCGAGGGGACGAAGUUCCUCGUCCUGAACGCGCUCGAGCUCGCGAUCGGCGACGUCUGCUUCGCCUAUUCGGCCGAUCACAAGGAGAUUCGUCCCUGCGACGUCGUGCUCGACGAUGAGGACGAGAUACUGGUUUUGGCCUUCGAUGAAGCGCUGCGCUGCGGCGAAGGAGUGUUGACCAUUGAGUUCUCCGGGAUGCUUAAUGCUCAGUUGAAGGGCUUAUAUAAAUGUGCUUAUGUGGAUGGAGGAGAAAAGAAGUAUAUGGCUGCUACACAGUUUGAAGCUGUAGAUGCAAGGAGGUGUUUCCCGUGCUGGGAUGAACCUGCUCUUAAAGCUACCUUCCAAAUAACGUUGGAUGUACCCCGGAAGUUGACUGCACUGUCCAAUAUGCCAAUUCUCAAGGAAAAGCUUAAUGGCGAUAUUAAGACUGUAUAUUUCGAAGAAUCCCCCAUGAUGUCUACUUAUUUGGUGGCUGUUGUAGUUGGUUUAUUUGAUUCUGUUGAAGAAACCACUGCUGAUGGGAUUAGGGUUUGUGUAUAUUGUCCUCCCGGCAAGAGUGAAAACGGAAAAUUUGCCUUGCACGUUGCUGUGAAGGCUCUCGAGCUCUAUACUAGGUACUUCUCAGUGCCUUAUCCCCUCCCUAAACUGGAUAUGGUCGCAGUCCCAGAAUUUUCUGCUGGGGCAAUGGAGAACUAUGGUUUGAUCAUAUACCGGGAAAACGAUAUGCUCCAUGACGAAUUGCAAUCCACAGCUGCUAAGAAGCAACGUAUCACAGUUGUUGCAAUGCAUGAAGUUGCUCAUCAGUGGUUUGGCAAUCUGGUUACAAUGGAAUGGUGGACACAUCUAUGGUUGAAUGAAGGUUUUGCUACAUGGGUGAGCUAUAUGGCAACUGACAAUUUGUUUCCUGAGUGGAAGAUAUGGACUCAGUUUCUCCAAUUCACUGCUAGUGGAUUGCAUAUGGACUCAUUGGAAAAAUCACAUCCAAUUGAGGUAGAGAUAAUCCAUGCUCGAGCAGUUCUUGAGAUAUUCGAUGCUAUAAGCUAUGAGAAAGGAUCAGCUGUUAUCCAGAUGUUGCAAAGCUACCUUGGAGAUGCAAUAUUUCAGAAAUCAUUGAGUUCAUACAUGAAAAGAUAUGCAUGGAAAAAUGCAAAGACUGAAGACUUAUGGAGUGUUCUGACAGAGGAAUCUGGUGUUGAAGUAACUAAUCUGAUGGACACUUGGACAAAGCAAAAAGGAUACCCACUCAUUUCCGUGAACCUAAACGGCCAUAUAUUGGAGUUUGAACAGUCACAGUUCAUCCUAUCUGGAUUGGCUGGUGAGGGGCUAUGGAUUGUUCCCAUAACCUUGUGCCUUGGUUCAUAUGAGAGACAGAAGAAGUUCCUUUUGGAAACACAAUGCGGAGAAAUUGACAUAUCUGACCUUUUCAAUUCUUCUAGCAACAGUUUAGGCUUAUCGGAGGAGAAGGAUCCGGAAAAAUUUAAAGAGAACUUUUGGAUCAAGAUUAAUAUUUAUCAGAGUGGUUUUUAUAGGGUAAAAUACGAGGACAAGCUUGCAGCUCAGCUUAUCAAAGCAAUAGAAAGCAAUUACCUCUCUGCAACAGAUAAAUUUGGGAUCUUGGAUGAUAGUCAUGCCCUUUGCCAGGCUGGCAAACAGUCACUGUCUUCUCUGCUCACCUUGAUGGAUGUAUACAGAAAAGAUACGGACUAUACUGUGGUAUCAAAUUUAAUAGAUGUCUGCUACAAUAUCGUGAAAAUAUACUACGAUGCUUUUCCAGAUUCAGUGGAUAACUUAAGACAACAUUUUAUCAAUAUCCUCCUGCCCUCUGCUGAAAGAUUAGGCUGGGAAUCGGUGUCUGGAGAACCUCAUUUGAAUGUGCUCUUGAGGGGUGAAAUCUUUAUGGCUUUGGCUUCAUUUGGUGAUGAGAAAACUCAUGAUGAUGCAAUCAAACGAUUUGAGUCGUUGCUAAUGGAUAAAAACACUCCUCUUCUUUCAGCCGAUACAAAAAGGGCUGCUUAUAUUGCCGUAAUGAGGAAAACUACUGUGGCGAGCAGGAAUUAUUUCGAGUCCAUGUUGAGCAUUUACAGAGAAGCAGAUACAGUGCAAGAAAAGGAAAGAAUUUUGCGUCAUCUGGCAGCUUCUCCGGACCCAGAUAUAGUAUUGGAGAUUCUGAACUUUAUAGUGUCAGAUGAGGUUCGAGAUCAAGACAUCAUUUAUGGAUUUUCCGGAAUAAGCUUAGAAGGGCGUGAAACAGCAUGGAAAUGGUUGAAGGAUAAUUGGGACUUCAUUUUGAACAAAUAUGGUACCGGUGUGCUGUUCACCCGCUUCAUAACCGACAUCAUUGCUCCGUUUUCAAGCAACGAGAAGGCCGACGAAGUGGAAGCAUUUUUCGCGAAUCGAACAACUCCCGCAUUCGCCAUGAACUUGAAGCAAAGCAUCGAACAAAUCCGAAUCAAAGCAAGGUGGGUUCAGAACAUAAAGCAGGAAGAAUCGCUUCCGGAGCUCGUCAAACAACUAGCAAGCAAGGGAUGAUCCAUCACAGAUUACAGGACCCCAAUAAAGUUCGAAUUCAUGAGAAACUAUGAAUCAUAUGAAUAAUCCGGUAGGGUCAAGCUGCUGCCCUAUAAUACUCCACAGCAGCCUGCACUUGCUUUUCUUUCUUGUGCUGUGGCCCCUCUUGUUGGAACAAGGGUCAGAGAAAGGGUCCAGCUGGUCUAAUCAACCGGCGCUGCUUCGCUGACGAUGCUCGAAAAGGGUCAUAAACAUUUGUGUGUAGCUACAAAGUGCAGAUAUGCAUGUACAUUGCGCUUUGUACAUUAUUAGUUAUGAUGGAAAAUGUAGAUUGACGCACACCAAUUUCAAA
Syzygium oleosum is the source of this 3092-nucleotide messenger RNA. Its product is annotated as aminopeptidase M1-like. Bases 74 to 2761 code for a protein of 895 amino acids. Gene Ontology annotation, cellular component: cytoplasm. Gene Ontology annotation, biological process: proteolysis; peptide catabolic process. The transcript is spliced from 19 exons. The record is from RefSeq and is a predicted model, not a curated record. Gene Ontology annotation, molecular function: metalloaminopeptidase activity; zinc ion binding; peptide binding. Lineage: Eukaryota; Viridiplantae; Streptophyta; Magnoliopsida; Myrtales; Myrtaceae.